GACAACGUAUGGAUAGACGUUUCUCUAGCUUUAAAUGUUAAAUUAGCAGCAGUAGUUAUUAAUAUCCGUCUCAGAUAGUAAAACAAAGAACUAAAGAAUGACGAAUGACAUGUCACUGGCAAUAAUACGGCAAAUGGCUAAGUAACUUACAGAAAAAUGCAUUUGUCACUAUAUUUAUGCCAUCAACAUCAUAGUGAAUAAUACCCUGUAGUAAUUUAUUCGAUUCCAAAUUGGCUGAUGACAUUUUCUUCACCCUCAAUCUUGCUCUAUUAUCGGGUUAAUCGCGCUGCGAUCAAUGCACGUGCAAAGUAAUUACAGCAAUUACGCGCCAAUUUGCAUUUCGAACACAGUGCGCACGGUAAUCAUUUAGCUGAUAGCGAUACUGUAAACAGCCGCUUUUAAUGUCUCUCCUCGAAGCAUUCUGACGCUGUACCCGAAGAGGACCUCAAGUUUCGCCGAAGCGUCUGGGAAGACAGACUCUUUUUUUCUUUAUUUUUAUGACGUAACGUAAUUUGGAGAAACUGGCGGAUGCGUUUGGGGUUUGAAGGUGUCCACUUGGGAAGUUUGCGAUCUGCCUCUGUGUGAACGUCAGUAUGUGUAUCUGGUGGUGCAAUCGAAAGCAGCUCAACUUCAAGGAGCAGAUAUAUUAUUUGAUCCCGCUAAUUGCCAAUGUAAGUGAACUUUAAGCACCGGACACUAGCCGAGGAGGUUUUACCAUUCCCGUUGGACUAUAACCUCGACUACUCACCACUGUUUUAAUUGAGCCUGGAAGAAAAGACUGCAGCUGUGUCACUUUUUUCUUCUUAGAAGCGUCUCCGUGCAGUGUGCCACAUUCAACACGGAGUCAAUCUCACCUAAAACAUGUUCACCAAAUUGUUCCUCUACUUCUUACUUCUGUCAGUGUUUCGUGCAUGUUCUCAAACAGCCGCUUCUGAGGAUGAUGAGUAUGACGAUGUUACUGUGAAUCAAAUGUUGGCCCCCAAAACCCACGAGACGGAUGCAACGCAAAUACUAAACAACCUACUAAAGGAGUAUGACAAAAAGCUGCGGCCAGAUAUCGGAGUUAAACCGACAGUCAUUGAUGUUGAUAUCUUCGUAAAUAGUAUUGGACCUGUGUCAUCAAUAAAUAUG
Molecule: messenger RNA, 1131 nt
Organism: Carassius auratus (goldfish)
Lineage: Eukaryota; Metazoa; Chordata; Actinopteri; Cypriniformes; Cyprinidae
Product: gamma-aminobutyric acid receptor subunit gamma-3-like
Exons: 3
Biological process (GO): gamma-aminobutyric acid signaling pathway; chloride transport
Cellular component (GO): membrane
Molecular function (GO): extracellular ligand-gated monoatomic ion channel activity; GABA-A receptor activity
Source: RefSeq, a predicted model, not a curated record